Asterias rubens (European starfish) is the source of this 2046-nucleotide messenger RNA. Its product is annotated as TNF receptor-associated factor 6-like. Gene Ontology annotation, biological process: regulation of canonical NF-kappaB signal transduction; protein K63-linked ubiquitination; tumor necrosis factor-mediated signaling pathway. Gene Ontology annotation, cellular component: plasma membrane signaling receptor complex. The coding region runs from base 107 to 1480 and encodes 457 amino acids. The record is from RefSeq and is a predicted model, not a curated record. Lineage: Eukaryota; Metazoa; Echinodermata; Asteroidea; Forcipulatida; Asteriidae. The transcript has 9 exons. Gene Ontology annotation, molecular function: protein binding; zinc ion binding.
GGAAGGCGGGUGUUUUAAAGUGUGGAAUUACAGCUUCGUCAAAUUGUAAUCUUAAUCGAGCCUUCUGUUUUAUUACGACUAUUUAUAGUUUUGUUUCUAAGACAUCAUGGCUGAUAGUGUAAGAUCCUGCAGUAAUAACACAUCAUCUACUGAAGUGACUGGUGGCUAUGAUGCUGAGUUUGAGCCAGCACUCGACCCCAAGUACAUUUGCCCUGUGUGUUUAGCAGCACUGCGUUCACCACUACAAACCAAGUGUGGCCAUCGAUUCUGCAAAAUGUGCAUGCAGAAAAUAAUCGGUCCUCGUCCAUACACCAAGUGCCCAGUGGACAAAACCUGGCUAAAUGUCAAAAGUGAUAUAUUUGACGAUGUUGCGUUUGAGAGGGAAAUCUUGUCUAUGACGGUUCUUUGUAGUAAUGUAAGAAGUGGCUGUGAGUGGAGAGGUGAUCUAAGAAACCUACAGAGUCACAGUGAUACCUGUCUAUUUGCAAAGCUUGUAUGUCCCAAUGGAUGUGAAGAGCAAUACCUGAGAGGAAAGAAUGAGGAGCAUCUAGGAGAUUGCCCGCUGCAUCUAUUGGAUUGUACUCAUUGCAGCGAGUCAUUCAUCAGGAAGGAUGAAAUGAAUCAUAAACUGAUACAUUGUCCUAAAUAUCCCAUUGAGUGUGCUGAAUGUGGACAUGGAGGAAUACUCAGAGAACAGAUGGCCAAGCACAUUGAUGUUGAGGAGGGUGACUGUCCCAGCAGUGUUGUUCCUUGUACAUUCAAAGCUGUAGGAUGCGACCAAAAGAUCAAGCGCUGUGACCUUCCUGCGCAUAACAAAGAUGAGUUAUCCAAUCAUUUACACCUUGUCUUGGCCCAAAGUUUUACCUACAAAGCACAGCUGAAGGAACAAUCUGAGGCAAUGGAAGUGUGUCAAGAACAGUGUCAUCAACUCAAGUCGAGCUUUGAACAACUCAACAGAAAUCUGAACGAGAAAGACAAACUUCUGAAUCAACAAGUGGAACGAAUCAGCCAUCUUGAGAAUACCAACUACAACGGACAUCUUCACUGGAAAAUAGAUCUGAAAUCCCACAUGUGUAGAAACAACUCAACAACCUGUAUCAUCAGCCCAGCCUUCUACACCAGCCAACCUGGCUACAAGCUCUGUGCCCGCCUAGAAACGGACGGCCAUGUGACCAGAAACUCAACGUACACCUCAUUGUUUAUUGUGUUGCAGAAGGGCGACUAUGACGACCAGUUGCAUUUUCCGUUUAGCACCACAUGCAAAGUGACAUUAUUUGAUCAGGUUAAGAACACACAUGAGCGUUCCGACUUCACAACUAUCAUUACAUGCAGCAAUAUGAGUCGUGCUGGAAUGGGAAACACUCGAGAUCAGUUCAGGGGACGUCUGAAGUUUAUGCAGACAGACUUGUUGACUAGCAGUCGAUUCUGUAAUGAUGGGGUAGUGUUUGUGCAGAUUAAUGUAGAAUUCACGCCAUUAUAAUUUGCCAUUUACUGCAAUUUCCAUAAUUAUGAAACAAUCAAAUUUUUAAAUAUGUGCUAAUAAAAAACUUACAAACUGUGGGUUUUCUUCAAAGUCAAGGUAAGUUUAGUAAAGUUGGUAAAAAGUAUGCUGCAGUUUGCCAUUUGUAACCAACGAAGCUUGAACCAGCGCAUUUCAUUGUUUUAGUCACUCAAGAAAGCUCAUUCAAAAUGUCAUCACAGCUUUUUUGGAAUAUAUGCAUCGCUUCAGUAUUACACUCUAAUUAAGCAGCUGACAGUAUGAAUGAAUUGAGCUUAUUCUGCAGUUUCAUUGUGAGAAAGAAAACAGUUUUGUUUCCACCUUUUUUCAAUCAAGAAAUAUGAAUGAGUAUUCUUUGCAAACUUCAGCUCAGAAAUAAUUAUAUUCGCCCAAAACUCCAGGUACUCAGACAAAUUGAAGGGAUUAUUUGUUGGGUAUCGCCCAUAUAGAUCUAUGGUACCACCAUACAACCCCAGUUUAAGUAGGAUUUGAAACUUAGCAUGGUGGAAAUAUGAUAUGGAAAGGUUUGCGGUAGCACCAUGUAUAGU